This is a messenger RNA of Parastagonospora nodorum SN15, 258 nucleotides long. RefSeq lists its product as hypothetical. Lineage: Eukaryota; Fungi; Ascomycota; Dothideomycetes; Pleosporales; Phaeosphaeriaceae. The transcript has 2 exons. The record is from RefSeq and is a predicted model, not a curated record. The coding region runs from base 1 to 258 and encodes 85 amino acids.
AUGUCAUCCGAGACUCCACGGAGCACGGUCGAGAGAUCACACAGUGAAGACUCGCUCGGAAAUUCGAGGGUUUUGUGCAUAUUGGCGAAUCCGGGGCCGAAGGGCAGUCGAAGCUCCUCUCUUCAUCGCGAUUGCGUCUGCUUUAGCCGUAGGCAAGAAGCUGGAGGAGAUCCAAGGCGAGGGCGAGGCGAUGGCCUCAUAUGGACGCUCGUGCAAUGUCGACUGGCCGCAACGAUCGGAUCACGCAACUGGAUGUGA